Neolamprologus brichardi is the source of this 2234-nucleotide messenger RNA. NCBI's taxonomy places the organism in Eukaryota, Metazoa, Chordata, Actinopteri, Cichliformes, Cichlidae. The record is from RefSeq and is a predicted model, not a curated record.
CCGGAAGUGAGUCUUUGCUCUACCGAGCAAGUUCCUGGCUUCUCAAAACAAAAACAGCAAACAGUGGGUAUCUGCUGUCAGUGAAAGCUGAGAGAAGUGUUUAGCCUUCUACUGCCUCGUCAUGGUGCUAAAGUCAUGUUGCGUUUACAGCGUCGGAGUUGUUUCUGUACUGAUGCUGAUUCUCGGCAUUUCGUUGGUUUUGACCAGCGUGUUUCCACAUUUAGUACAGUCGAUGGUUAAAAAGCAAGUCGUUCUGAAAAACGAUACAGAUGCAUUUGAGGCCUGGAAGGAUCCACCGGCACAUAUCUACAUGCAGUUUUACUUCUUCAAUCUCACAAAUCCCCAGGAGGUGUUGGAUGGGGAGAGGCCAGCUGUGGUGGAAAUUGGACCGUAUACAUACAGAGAGUACCGGCCUAUGGAGCAAAUUGACUUUCAGGAUAAUGGCACUAAAGUAACAGCUGUCAACACUAAAACCUACAUUUUUCAGCGUAACAUGUCCCGAGGUCCAGAGAGCGACCUCGUCAGGACAGUUAAUAUCCCUGCCAUGACAGUGAUGGAAAGAUUCAAGGAUAAUUUCGUUGAAGCCAACUUGAUCUCUGCCUACAUGAAGGGCACCGGUCAAGGCCUUUUCACCACUCGUACAGUGGGAGAGCUGCUGUGGGGAUAUGAAGAUGGACUUCUUAAAGCCUUGAAAAUCAUUAGACCUGAUCUGGAUGAUGUUUUUGGACUUUUCUAUAAGAACAAUGCUUCCAAUGAUGGAGAAUAUGUGUUUUUCACUGGUCAGCAGAACUAUAGGGACUUUUCCAGAGUGGACAUGUGGAAAGGUGAAAGCUCCUUGAAUUGGUGGACGUCUGAUGAGUGCAACAUGAUUAAUGGAACCAUUGGAACAGCCUUCCAUCCUGUAAUCACCAAGAAUGAUAUGCUCUACAUUUUCUCGUCUGACCUGUGCAGACACAGGGCUCCUAUCAUAAUGUCUUCACCACACUUCUACCAGGCAGAUGAGAAAUUUGCUCAGGAUGUAUUCGGAAUGACGCCAAACAAGGAAGAGCACCAGACUACCAUUGAUAUCAAUCCGCUAACAGGAGUGGUUCUUCAAACAGCCAAGCGACUCCAGAUUAACGUCUAUGUAGAGCAAAUUCCCACCUUCAGUCAAACGGGAAAUGUAAGGACAGUAGUCUUCCCUGUGGCUUAUCUGAAUGAGAGCGCCACCAUUGAUGACACAGCAGCCAAGAAGCUAAAGGCGAUUGGUGUUCAGCAGAACGUUGUGGAGAACAUUCCCUUCAUGCUGAUUGGCCUGGCCAUCAUUGUGGGAGGAAUCUUCAUGUUCUUGGUGUGUCAACAGAGAGUCCCCGAGAGCACUGCUGCCGAACGACAGCCCCUGCUCUCAUCGUAACAGCAAACAGAACGUGGAAAGAGGAAGAUUGCCUUGGUUGCAAUACAAUUCAAGGGGUUCACCCAUUAAUUCUCAAGUAACACUAAUACAGUGGUUUUCAUAUUUUAAUCUAUUUUCGCAUUCAUGGUUUUAAGAAAGUGGGAAAAACUGUCUUUUUGUUGUGUUUGUUGCUGGGUUUGGAGGAUAAUGUCUUCAUUUCAAGUUGUAAUGAUGCUGAAAUCCAGAUUUCCCAGUCAAUCUUAAAUUUAGCUUGUUUUUAUUUUAACUCCUAACUAUGGGAUUUUUGAAUUGGAUUAACAUGAGGUUAGUUAACCUCCUUAAACAACCCAGAUUUGAAUUAAUCAAACAUCUUGGAAGUGGGAAAACACUGUACUGCAAAGUGGCCAUAUAUGUGUGAGCUGUUGCUGCAUUUCUGAAUAUAAAAGACAUUGUGUCUAUCUAUAAAGCAACUGGCUAGAGCUUGAACAGUUACUAGAUUCCCAGACUAGUUUGGGAGUCAGAGUUAGUUUUAAAAAGCAAGAAAAAACAGUAUUAAGAAGCCAGGUUGGUUGUAUGUUAAAAUCAAGUGGAUGUAAAAAGUCGGGUUAGUAGUGCAGCCUGUUCAAAGUGCAGAUUACUUUGGGCUUGUCUUUCAGCCUUUUGGCUUCAGAUGCUAUGGCGAUGUGGUCUUGUUCAUUUUAAAAUGAUGUUCUGUGUCGUAGCCAAGCUCAGUAAUCUACAGUGUAUAUUAGGGCUGCCACGAUUAGUCGACUAGUCACAACUAAUUUAAUAGUCGACGCGUCGUUUGAAGCUUUGUAAGAUCCCAAAAGACGCAGGAAUAAGUAGUAGGAUUUAAGAGUGU